AUGCGGCAAGUCUCCCCCGAAAGCCCGGACAUCUUCGACUUCAUCAUGGACGUCUAUCAUAGUUGCGGUGGAAAAUGGGACACCCUGGUAUCGCAAUGCGACAUUACGUCCGAUGAGCUCACACGUUUUCUGGAGUAUGCUGCGUCGUUCCUCAGCAACCUGGGCAACUUCUAUGGAGAAGGUGAUCAGAAGUAUGUCCCCGACUUGAGCGUUGAAGCUCUGCAAAAGAUUGCAAAUAUAUCUGCAAAGGCGAAGGUUGGUUUGGAGAAAGUUAUCGGCCCAGUGUUCGCAGUCCCCCCAUUCAACCUUGGAUAUCCCGACAAGAACGCGCAAUCGAGCUAUUACCCUGGCCCUGAACUUAUUUCCAAAGAGGAGAUCGCUAAAGUGUCGGAGGUCAUGGAAAAUCACUCGAUUGGGGACCAGAGAAUACUCGGAUUCGGAAACUUGUGGAAGACGGAAAACCCACCUACCAUCUGUUACAAGCUUCUGCAGAGACAGGUCUACACGAACUUGCAGAUGGCAUAUUCCUCGCCAGAGGCGACCACUGCGAAGAAUUGUCCAAGAUCGGAGUGGGAGGCCAUGGUGGGAAUCGCUGAUCCGGAUGAGACAUCGAGGUUGAAGCGCUUCGUCGAAAUGUCGACUGUGAUCAUUCGACAACUCCCAUGGGCAGUUGAGGGCGUAAACGACGGGAAAGGACCAUUCGAGAAGACUCCUUUUGAAGCUCCUGACUUCACUAGCGUCCACGCGCUUGCCAUAUGCGGUAGCGUCGUCUUCGAAGCCGCAAAUCUCCCCAACUAUGAAUACAUCCGAGAAACCUGCGGCUUCAAGAACAUCGUCCUCGCGAACCGCCUCAGCGUCAACAAUAACCCCAAGCUACCGUGCCACUGGGUCGAUCCAUCAGAGCUCAAACACUUCAAGAGCACGACGCACAUUGUCAGAUUUAUCACCACGGCCAUCCACGAGCUGAUUGGCCAUGGAACAGGCAAACUCCUCAGUGAAACCACACCGGGGGUCUACAACUUCGACAAGCAGAACCCGCCAAUCAGUCCGUUAAGCGGGAAAGCAGUAACUUCCUACUACUUGCCCGGCCAGACUUGGACCAGCGUCUUUGGUAAUUUGGCGGGAACGGUAGAGGAAUGUCGUGCCAUCCUGGUUUCAGAAUAUCUCAUGGAUAAUAAGGAGUUGUUGAGUAUUUUUGGGUAUACUGAUGACAUUGAAAUCACAGCUGAAGACCUUCUUUACACCACCUACCUCAACAUUGGCGUCGACGGUCUUCAAGCUCUUGAACAUUACAGCGUUCAAAACAAGGCUUGGGGCCAGGUCCACCACCAGGCCCACUUCUCUAUCCUCAAACACCUCCUGCAAGAAGGCGGCGGCGUCAUCGGCAUCUCCUCGGACCCCAUCACCUCCACCCUCACCGUCCAUGUUGACCGCACAAAGAUUCUCUCGCACGGCAAACCCGCUCUGGGCCGCUAUCUCUGCCGCCUACACAUCUGGCGCUGCACCGCCGAUAUUUCCCACUGCAAGGAGUUCCAUGAACCCAUGUGUGCUGUUGAUGGUGUGUACGAGCGGUGGCGUCAGAUUGUGUGUUCGAAGCCAAAACCAAGAUGGAAAUUUGUACAACCAAAUACUUUUGUCAAUGGGGGAGAUGUGGAAUUGAAGGUUUAUGAGGAGAGCAAUGAAGGCAUUAUUCAGUCGUGGGCUGAGAGGGGGAUUUGA
Aspergillus terreus NIH2624 is the source of this 1719-nucleotide messenger RNA. RefSeq lists its product as uncharacterized. Gene Ontology annotation, molecular function: dipeptidyl-peptidase activity. Gene Ontology annotation, cellular component: cytoplasm. The transcript is spliced from 7 exons. The record is from RefSeq and is a predicted model, not a curated record. NCBI's taxonomy places the organism in Eukaryota, Fungi, Ascomycota, Eurotiomycetes, Eurotiales, Aspergillaceae. Bases 1 to 1719 code for a protein of 572 amino acids.